This is a messenger RNA of Nannospalax galili (Upper Galilee mountains blind mole rat), 636 nucleotides long. It is a transcript of the gene Crybb2, whose product is annotated as crystallin beta B2. The record is from RefSeq and is a predicted model, not a curated record. Gene Ontology annotation, molecular function: structural constituent of eye lens. Gene Ontology annotation, biological process: lens development in camera-type eye; visual perception. Lineage: Eukaryota; Metazoa; Chordata; Mammalia; Rodentia; Spalacidae.
AUGGCCUCAGACCACCAGACCCAGGCUGGUAAGCCCCAUCCCCUCAACCCCAAGGUCAUCAUCUUUGAGCAGGAGAACUUCCAGGGCCACUCCCAUGAGCUCAGUGGGCCCUGCCCCAACCUGAAGGAGAUGGGUGUGGAGAAGGCAGCCUCCGUCCUGGUGCAGGCUGGACCAUAUGUAUCAGGCUGGGUGGGCUAUGAGCAGGCCAACUGCAAGGGUGAGCAGUUUGUGUUUGAGAAGGGCGAGUACCCUCGCUGGGACUCCUGGACCAGCAGCCGGAGGACCGACUCACUCAGCUCGCUGAGGCCCAUCAAAGUGGACAGUCAAGAACACAAGAUCCUCCUGUAUGAAAACCCCAACUUCACAGGAAAGAAGAUGGAGAUCACAGAUGAUGAUGUGCCUAGCUUCCAUGCCCAUGGCUACCAAGAGAAGGUGUCAUCUGUGCGGGUACAGAGUGGCGCAUAAGUGUGGGUUGGCUAUCAGUACCCCGGCUACCGCGGCCUGCAGUACCUGCUAGAGAAGGGGGACUACGAGGACAGCAGCAACUUUGGGGCCCCUCACCCCCAGGUGCAGUCUGUGCACCUGGACACGCAGUGGCACCAGCCAGGUGCCUUCCACCCCUCCAGCCAGAGCUGA